Oppiella nova is the source of this 3195-nucleotide messenger RNA. Lineage: Eukaryota; Metazoa; Arthropoda; Arachnida; Sarcoptiformes; Oppiidae. The record is from the annotation of a GenBank genome assembly.
AUGGAGUCGGCCACCAAUCGCUUCUCAGAGCCCGAAGACCAGCCCAUCGAUGGCACAGAUGUGACACAACUGAUGGCCAACUGCGAGAAGUGGUCGCUUAAGAAUGAUUUAGAGCUUUUAUCUCAUUUGAAACGAUUGAGUCAUACAAUGAUCACCAAAACCGAAGCCACCAAUCAGUCAAUUAGUUCUCUAGUCUUUGAGGCAAAGAUGAAUUGCGUGAAAGUGGAUAAUGUGAUCAAUGAGUUGCAAAUGUUAGCCAACUCUCAGUUCGUGGAGAACAGGGUUUACGACGAAGAGAUGGAUGAUAUCAUCGCUAAUGACGCGAAUGGCGUCCAAAGUGUCGAAAUGGUUAGCCCUAAGAGUAAAGAAGAGGAUAUUUUACCGAAAAUCAAAAGUGCAUUAAAUAUCGGAAUGGAUUUCUUGAGCCAACGGUUUGAUUGUGACUCAAAACAAGUGCCACAAAACGAUUCGGACGAUGAAAACGACCAAAUAGUCGGAGGACUCCUCUCACACGCGUCCAGAGAUGAAUACUCGCAAAGACUUCUGCCGUAUAUCAUCGGAAGCGAAGACUUCAUUAGUGAUAACUGUGUCGGACUGAGUCGUGUGGACGACACCCCAGCUAUUGAUCUUCAGACUAAUGAAAACGACAGCUUAAGUGUUGCCUCAGAUUUGGACACUUUUGAGGUCCAGAAAACUAUUCCACAGAAAAAUAUUUUUGACGACAAUUUGAGUGAUAGUGACGACGACUCGAAAGAUAUUUUCGGAUCUAUUCCUCCUAUUCCUCAAAGUGUGGUAAAUAAUGAGAGAUUAAUAUCUAGUGAUGAAAGCGAUGCCGAGACGUUUGCCGCUCAAGAGGCCAAUGAAGAUCUGAUUAUAUCUAAAGAUAAUGUGAUUGAACCCAAAAGAGCCAUCACUUCAUUUCAAGACGAGUUGUCGGCCGUCAUCUCAGCCAAGAAUCCAUACAAACAGACGGUGCGAACAAAUGAGGAACAGUCCAUCACUUCUGAAGAGAAAACAACGGCCGAUGUGUUUGUGAAUCAAAAGCAAAUUCAUUCACCGAUUCCUAUGGAUUCGGAGAGUAGUGACGAAAGCGACUCAAUCUUCAAAGUCAACAAAAGUAAACCCAAAAUUCAAAGCAAACAAAAGUCCAGUUUUGAUGAUCUGUUUGGCGAACAAACGAAUGACAGCUCACUGUUUGGCCGAAAGCCAGACAAACCGAAAAUUAGUGAUAAAUUAAAUAAAGUUUUAUCAAACGCUUCGUUGGAAAGAGUGGACACAAAUAAUUCCAGUCUUUUUGCUGAUGAAGACGACGACUUAUUCAGUGAUACCAACCGUAAGAAUGCAAAGAUUGAGUCCAUAGUCAGUAAAGCGAAGAAUUCUGACAUUUUUGAUAAGAAGAAAGUCAUUAAUAAUAAGAAACCUGUCGUUGAGAAGAGAUCUCUAUUUUCUGAUGAUAGCGACGACGAAGAUAUGGACGACCUAUUCAUUGGUGCCAUUGAUAGGACAGUCGUUGAAACCGUCAAUGAAGAGAACGACAAUUCAGACAUUUUUGGCAAAAGUAGUUCAAAAAGGGUUGAAAAAUCUAUUGAAAAAUCGCUUUUCUCUGACGAUGACAAUGAAGACGAAGACGCGGACGAUCUCUUCAUCGGAGCCAUUAGUAAGAAGACAUCCAUUGCGUCAUCAAUAUCCUCGUCGUUAGUCAUCGAAAACAAAGAAAGCAAACUCUCAGAUAUUUUUAAUGAAAACAGUGACAAAUCAAGUGAGAGACCAACUGAUGAGAGAAAACCUCUUUUCGAUGACGAAGACAUCGACGAUCUCUUCAUUGGUGCCAACAAUAAGAAGACAACUAUUGAGUCGAUAGUUACUAAAGAAAAAGAAAAACCGAUUGUUUUCUCGGAAAAGAAUGAUUCGCCAAAAGAGAGACCAGUUAUUGAAAAGAAGUCUCUAUUUAGUGACGACGACAGCGAGGAAGACGUGGACGACCUCUUUAGUGCCAUUUCUAAGAAGACAACCAUUGAAUCCAUAGUCAAUAAUGAAGAAAAUGCCGAAAAUUUUGGUGAUAACAGUCCUAUAAAAACGGAAAAACCAGUUAUUAAAAAGAGAACUCAAAUAUCCCUUUUCGGUGAUCACAACCAAAACAAUGACACCGACGAAGACAAUGGUGAAGAAGACGUGGACGACCUCUUCAAGAGUGCCAUCAAUAAGAAAAGCACUGAAUUUAUGGAUAAAGAAAGUGAAAAUUCAAAUAUAUUUGAAGACAUUAGUGUUAAAAGAACUGAAAAUCCAAUUGUCGACAAAAAAUCUCUUUUUUCUGACGAUGACAACGACGAUGAAGAUGUUGACGACCUCUUUGUCAAUGUCAUUGAUCCUAAGAAAACUAUAGAUCCUAUAGUUCCUGAGGGCAAACCUACAAAUAUUGUUAAAAAUAGUGUCACAAAAACUGAAAAACCAAUCGUUGAGAACAAACCGCUCUUCAGUGAUGAAGAUAAUGACGAUCUCUUCUUUGGUGCCGUCACGAGAGCGCCAACUAUUAAACCGAGUGUUAGGACACAGAAUUCAAAUAUUCCCCAACAAACUAGUGCUAAACAAAAUGAUGUUAAAGUGAAGCCUUCUGUGAAACCAUCUAUUUUUGAUGACGAGGACGACGACGACCUCUUCAGUGCUGCUAUUAAUAAGAAUAGUAAGAAGACAUCAAUUGAUUCCACUAUUAAAAAGGAAAAGAGUCCUAACGUUUCAAAUAAGAGUGUAAGUGAUGUCAAAAAGACUGUAAAAUCACUUUUCGAUGACGAGGACAACGAUGAUGAAGAUGUGGAUGACCUGUUCAGGGGUGCCGUCAGUAAGAAGAAGACAGUCACUGAAUCGGUCGCUAAUAAACAGAAUAAAAGUUUCAUUGAAUCGCUUAACAAAGUAGUGGAGAAUAAUUCAAACGUUUUGGAGAAAAAUAAUGUCACAAAGAAAGAGAAACCAGUCGUUGAGUCUUCGUCUGUGUUCGAUGACGAAGAGGACAACGACCUCUUCACGGCUGUCGUCAUUAAGAAGACAACAGUCGAACCAAUUGUUAACAAAGCAGAAGAUGAAGACGAAGACAAGUCACCGCCUAUUCUGGUCAACGACGGCCUCAAACAGAGAGCAAUACUCGGCUCUAAACGGAACCGAAGGCCGCCAUCGAAGAGACUUUUGAAACCAAACGAUUAA